Spinacia oleracea (spinach) is the source of this 1392-nucleotide messenger RNA. Its product is annotated as NADH-cytochrome b5 reductase-like protein. Gene Ontology annotation, molecular function: cytochrome-b5 reductase activity, acting on NAD(P)H. The record is from RefSeq and is a predicted model, not a curated record. The transcript is spliced from 13 exons. The coding region runs from base 85 to 1059 and encodes 324 amino acids. NCBI's taxonomy places the organism in Eukaryota, Viridiplantae, Streptophyta, Magnoliopsida, Caryophyllales, Amaranthaceae.
AUCUCUUUAUACGGAGUACUCAUCAUUUUUCUCUUGUCUUCUCCAGCUUAAACCCUCGUAUUUUCUCUUUUGUGAUCUGAGAAAAUGUCGCUGUUUUUCAGAAGAUUAGCAAAAGCUGCUCCCUUUACAUUCUCAAAUGCAUUUAAGGGUUCUCAAAGCUCCACUAAAACCUCUUCUGGAGUGAUUGCCGCAGCAAUUUCUGGUGGAAUCUCACUUUACUACUUUACUUCUUUCCCUAAUUUGGCUCAUCUAGAUUCAAUAAAUGAAGAAACACAGAAGAAAAUAGUGCUGAAUCCAAAGGAAUGGCUUGAAUUCAAACUUCACGAGACUGCAAAUGUCAGUCAUAAUACUAAGCUUUUCAGAUUCUCAUUCGAUUCGGAUGCCGAGUUGGGUCUUGACAUUGCUUCUUGCAUCCUCACAAGAGCUCCCACCGGGAAAAAUGAUGAAGGGAAAACAAAAUAUGUCAUUCGACCGUACACUCCCAUUUCUGACCCAGAAGCUAAAGGCUACUUUGAUUUAAUGAUCAAGAUGUAUCCAGAAGGUAAAAUGAGCCAGCAUUUUGCAAAACUCAAGCCAGGAGAUGUUGUGGAAGUCAAAGGACCCAUUGAAAAGCUCAGGUAUACUCCCAAUAUGAAGAAACACAUUGGCAUGAUUGCUGGUGGAACUGGUGUUACUCCAAUGCUUCAAGUAGUUGAGGCUAUAUUGAAGAAUUCAGAUGAUAAAACCCAGGUGUCACUAGUCUACGCAAAUGUCUCUCCUGAUGAUAUUUUACUGAAGCAAAAGCUUGACAUUCUUGCCACGAGACACCCUAAUUUUAAGGUAUUCUACACUGUUGACAAUCCAUCAAAAGAAUGGAUAGGAGGAUUAGGCUAUGUUUCAAAGGAUGUGGUCACAAAAGGCUUACCUGGUCCUGGGGACGAUACUCUAAUCAUGGUAUGCGGUCCUCCUGGGAUGAUGCAACACAUAUCUGGUGACAAGGCUAAAGAUUAUUCACAAGGAGAGCUAACUGGAAUACUCAAGGAACUUGGAUACACAGAAGAAAUGGUCUACAAAUUUUGAGGGAUACUACCAAUUUACACAAGUAGGAAAUCAAUUUGGAUAACGCAAUGCAUCUUGUAGCUUGAGAGCACGAAUGUGUCGUAACUGGAAAUAAUUUGUUCUUGGUGUGUUGUCAGUAUGGGUUUCAUCCCGUACACUUAUUUCAGCGCAUUUUUUGCCCUUGAUAAUUGUUAACGUAACGUUAUACGUAGGUACGGAGUACUUGGUAAGUAAUGCUACGAAUUUGACUGUAGUCAUAUUUUUGUAGCAUGACACAAACUUACAAAAAAGACUCUGAUGGCUGUUUUAAUAUCCGGAUAAUGUCUAUAUUUGUUCUCCGUUGUUACUUUUAUA